UGAUCGUGAUUCGAGUCGUAGCUUGUUUACGAUAAUAUUAUUGUCGAUUCACAUGGGCUGUAAUCGCUAUUUAAUGUGAACUUAUUGUCAAUACAGUUGCAUGCUACUAAACUGUUAUUAGUCUGUGAACACGAACGUAAAUCAUUUACCAAGUUUCUCGCUGUCGAUCUUUUCGAUUUACAAAAUUUCAAUUGCUUGGUCGUUCAGUCAGCGAGUCUGUCCGAACGAAAUACAAUCAUGUUUUCGAAAAUCAUGUCACAUCUCAACAAUAAAGGCAUCCCGUUGACACCAAUGUCGAAGAAAACAAUGCCCAGUCUGUACAAGACUACUGUUGCCUUGAAAACAUGGGGUCUAUCCGGAUUGUCUUUUGGUGUAACAGGUUUUGUACUGCUAUGUUAUGUAACAGAAUGGCGCACUGUGCUACAGUUUUUUCCGUACUAUAAUGGAAAAUACAGCCAACUGCAAAUUGAAGAUGACUUGAAGAAAAUCCAUGAGGCCGAGCUUAAUUUAGAACGUAAAGAAAAUUCUUUUAGAGAUUUCAAGCAUGAAAGAGAAGUAAAAAUCGAUACUGAUAAAAAAGAAUAAUUCUUUAAAUUGUAAAAACUUAAAAUAUACAUAAUAUAUAGUUCAAAAUUAAAAUAGGUAGUUAAUAGUUAUAUAAUAUUAUGUGGAUCAACCAUGUAACUUAAUGUUUUUCCAUAAAUAUUAUUUAAAUUAUUUGUGUUAUUCAAUAUCAAAUUGCAUAAGUGAUAACUAUGUCGCUAUUUUUUUUAUUUAAGCAUUUCUAUUGGUAAUACAAAUUUAUUCAUAUUUACAUUUAUUAUUCAAAUAUAAUUUUAUGAACACUCAUAAAUACUUUUAUAUUUUGUAAUUAAAAAUAAAAUAAAUAGGUGUUUUAUUAACUUA
Molecule: messenger RNA, 906 nt
Organism: Rhopalosiphum padi (bird cherry-oat aphid)
Lineage: Eukaryota; Metazoa; Arthropoda; Insecta; Hemiptera; Aphididae
Exons: 2
Coding region: 238-585 (115 amino acids)
Biological process (GO): mitochondrial electron transport, ubiquinol to cytochrome c
Cellular component (GO): mitochondrial inner membrane
Source: RefSeq, a predicted model, not a curated record